Molecule: messenger RNA, 681 nt
Organism: Anopheles funestus (African malaria mosquito)
Lineage: Eukaryota; Metazoa; Arthropoda; Insecta; Diptera; Culicidae
Product: protein KRTCAP2 homolog
Exons: 4
Coding region: 140-538 (132 amino acids)
Source: RefSeq, a predicted model, not a curated record
UGUUCUCCAUGUUUGACAACUGGUGCAGAGCGUAUGUGUUGGUGAGAUAAUUUUGUUGCCGUCUGAAUCGAUUCCACGUCAGGGAAGUGUUUACAUUCUGUAUUUUCUAUUGGGCUACAAAACGCCGGCGCUCGUAAAAAUGGCGGUAUCGACGACAGUUUCGCUAGUGCUGGCUUCGCUCUCAGCUGUGCUUAUUUUUUCGGGCAUGCAAAUGUAUCGGCCCUUGUUGGCCUCCUCCCAAAUUGCUACAAUCUUCGGUGGGUACCUCGGAUCGUGGCUUUUUAUUCUGUCCCUGACCGCGGUGUCAAACCUAGAAGCGGUCGUGCUAGGCUACGGAUUUCAGGCUAAAUUCUUUCCGGAAGUUUCGUUCUGUCUGAUUGUGGCACUGUUUGCAUGCGGUAUGGUACAUCGCGUUUGUGUCACUUCGUGCGUACUCUUUUCGAUUGCUGCGCUUUACUACGUUAACAAAAUAUCGCACAAAGUACACAACGUUUCGGUACAGGUGGAUAGCUAUGCUGGAAAGAAAAAGAAAAAAUGAAGAAGCUCCAUUACGCGGGCUCCAUCUAAGGGCAGGAAUGCAAUUUUGAAUGUUCAUCACUUAGGUUUAACAUUUAAUGCUGUUUGUGAAGCGAACAGUCAAAGCGAAAUAAUAUACUAAUAAACAAUGAACAAAACUGAAAA